Molecule: messenger RNA, 4352 nt
Organism: Eublepharis macularius
Lineage: Eukaryota; Metazoa; Chordata; Lepidosauria; Squamata; Eublepharidae
Gene: STAT3
Product: signal transducer and activator of transcription 3
Exons: 24
Coding region: 106-2421 (771 amino acids)
Biological process (GO): defense response; cell surface receptor signaling pathway via JAK-STAT; response to peptide hormone
Molecular function (GO): DNA-binding transcription factor activity, RNA polymerase II-specific; RNA polymerase II cis-regulatory region sequence-specific DNA binding
Source: RefSeq, a predicted model, not a curated record
CGGGGCUGGGAGCAAAGCGACGGGAAGUGUUUGAGGCGCAUCGGCCCCAGCUGGUGGGCGAGGGAAAGCGGGAGGACUGCAAGGUUUCCGGAGCCAGCUGCUAAGAUGGCGCAGUGGAACCAACUGCAGCAGCUGGACACACGGUAUUUGGAGCAGCUCCACCAGCUCUACAGCGACAGCUUCCCAAUGGAACUGCGGCAGUUCCUUGCACCUUGGAUAGAGAGCCAGGACUGGGCUUAUGCCGCCAGCAAGGAGUCCCAUGCCACACUGGUAUUCCACAACCUCCUGGGUGAAAUUGAUCAGCAGUAUAGCCGCUUUCUACAGGAAUCCAAUGUUCUCUACCAGCACAACCUGCGUCGGAUCAAGCAAUUCUUACAGAGCAGAUACCUGGAGAAACCAAUGGAAAUUGCCCGUAUUGUGGCCCGCUGCCUCUGGGAGGAGAAUCGGCUCCUGCAGACAGCAGCAACGGCAGCGCAGCAAGGGGGACAGGCAAACCAUCCUACAGCCGCUGUGGUCACAGAGAAACAACAGAUGCUGGAGCAGCACUUGCAGGAUGUGAGAAAGAGGGUCCAGGACCUUGAGCAAAAGAUGAAAGUGGUGGAAAACCUCCAGGACGACUUUGACUUCAACUACAAGACCCUGAAGAGCCAAGGUGACAUGCAAGAUCUGAACGGGAACAAUCAGUCGGUGACACGGCAAAAGAUGCAGCAGCUGGAGCAGAUGCUGACAGCACUGGAUCAGAUGCGGAGGGGAAUUGUUAGUGAGCUGGCAGGGCUCCUGUCAGCCAUGGAGUAUGUGCAGAAGACCCUGGUAGAUGAGGAGCUGGCUGACUGGAAGAGGAGACAGCAGAUCGCAUGUAUCGGUGGCCCACCCAACAUCUGCCUGGAUCGCCUGGAGAACUGGAUAACAUCCUUGGCAGAGUCGCAGCUGCAAACACGUCAGCAGAUCAAGAAGCUUGAGGAGCUACAACAGAAGGUCUCCUACAAGGGCGACCCCAUCGUCCAGCACCGGCCCUUACUGGAGGAGCGCAUUGUGGAGUUAUUCAGGAACCUCAUGAAAAGUGCAUUUGUGGUGGAGAGGCAGCCCUGUAUGCCGAUGCACCCCGAUCGCCCACUGGUUAUCAAAACAGGAGUACAAUUCACAACAAAAGUGCGGUUAUUGGUCAAGUUCCCUGAGUUGAACUACCAGCUGAAAAUCAAAGUCUGCAUUGACAAGGAUUCUGGUGAAGUAGCUGCACUUCGGGGGUCCAGGAAAUUUAACAUCCUAGGCACAAACACCAAGGUGAUGAACAUGGAGGAGUCCAACAAUGGAAGCCUUUCUGCAGAAUUCAAGCACCUGACGCUGCGGGAGCAGAGAUGUGGUAAUGGAGGAAGAGCAAAUUGUGAUGCAUCUCUCAUUGUCACAGAAGAGCUCCAUCUCAUCACCUUUGAAACAGAAGUUUACCACCAGGGCCUGAAAAUUGACUUAGAGACACAUUCACUUCCUGUAGUGGUGAUCUCCAACAUUUGCCAAAUGCCAAACGCCUGGGCAUCAAUUUUGUGGUACAACAUGCUGACAAACAACCCCAAGAAUGUAAACUUCUUCACCAAACCCCCCAUUGGCACUUGGGACCAGGUGGCUGAGGUGCUCAGCUGGCAGUUCUCCUCUACUACCAAACGUGGGCUCAGUAUAGAGCAGCUGACGACACUUGCUGAGAAACUGCUUGGGCCAGGUGUCAAUUACUCUGGAUGUCAGAUAACGUGGGCAAAGUUCUGCAAGGAGAACAUGGCGGGCAAAGGCUUCUCUUUCUGGGUCUGGCUGGAUAACAUCAUUGACCUGGUGAAGAAGUACAUCUUGGCCCUCUGGAACGAAGGGUACAUCAUGGGAUUCAUCAGCAAGGAGCGUGAGAGGGCCAUCUUGAGCACGAAGCCGCCAGGGACCUUCCUGCUGCGUUUCAGUGAAAGCAGCAAGGAAGGUGGGAUCACCUUCACGUGGGUGGAAAAGGACAUCAGCGGAAAGACACAAAUCCAGUCAGUGGAGCCGUACACCAAGCAGCAGCUCAACAGCAUGUCCUUUGCCGAGAUCAUCAUGGGCUACAAGAUCAUGGAUGCUACCAACAUCCUGGUCUCCCCUCUCGUUUACUUAUAUCCCGAUAUUCCCAAGGAGGAGGCCUUUGGAAAGUACUGCCGGCCAGAGAGCCAGGAGCACCCUGAAGCUACCGACCCAGGUAGCACUGCUCCGUAUCUAAAGACCAAGUUCAUCUGCGUGACCCCAACGACUUGCAGUAGCACCAUUGAGCUGCCCAUGUCUCCCCGCACACUCGAAUCCCUGAUCCAUUUUGGCAAUAACGGCGAAGCAGCAGAGGGAAAUGCCAGUGGCCAGUUUGAAUCCUUGCAGUUCGACAUGGAGCUGACUCCUGAGUGCGCCUCCUCGCCCAUGUGACCAGCCCCUCCUAGUCAGCUGAUGAUUUCUAGCUUCCUGGCACGAAACAGCUCCUCCUCCUGCAGUCAUGGAGCCCAGCCACACAGGCACCGAUGCAGCAAGAGACACGUGCGCAGGGGUUGCCAGUCUUGAGCACACCACUGCUGGCUGCCCUUGCCUGCCUGGAAGAAAAAGUCCUACUUUUAGUUUUUGAAAAAUUAUUUUUCCUUAUGUAUAAAGCUAUUUGUUUAAGGUGUGCGUGUACGUGUUUUGGGAGACCAAGUGCCUCUUUGCGUUCACUCUUCAGCCGUAUUUCUUGGCUUCCUGCAUAAAUUUAGUGCAUGCCACAAAACACUGCUUCUUGCUAACAUCCAAGCACAUGCAGUAACAAACAGACAGAGUCUGGUUAAUGUGUGAGCAGGAUUUUUUUUUUCAACAAGUUGCGCAUCACCCCAGAGAGAGGGAAGGCAGAUAGCGGACAUUUUUAGAUCAGGGCAUUUUUUUGUUUCCCUAGUAAAGAUCCAUUUUCUACUUUGCUUAGCGGUGCAAAAAUGAACCUAAAAAAAUAUUUCUACAGCCCUGUGAGGAAAGCAGUUGUUCUCAGGACGAGAGCCAUGCCAGCAGCCCAGUCACCUGAUCGCCUUGCGCUUUGAAGCUGAUGUUGGGCAUUCCCUCUUCUGAGCGUUCUGGGAGCAAGAGAUUGAGUGGUGUGCUUAGAGCUUGCACAGCACAACCAUGUCAGGGGUGGGAUUUGAACCAGAUCAAAGUCACUUUCUCUCUCCACAGUUCUCUUGCGUUGUUGCAGGUUAGAGGGGGUUUCAUGCUGCAGGGAAUUCUUACCUUCUGCUCUUAAGGCCUUGGUCCCAAGAAAGGCAGCGUAUCUGAAUUAACAGCUCAACCGAUGUAUUGUCGAAGGCUUUCACGGCCAGAGAGCGAUGGUUGUUGUGGAUUUUCCCGGCUGCAUAGCCGUGGUCUUGGCGUUGUAGUUCCUGACAUUUCGCCAGCACCUGUGGCUGGCAUCUUCAGAGGUGUAGCACCAAAACAGCUCAACCAGUCGGCUCCUUUUGCGAGCGUGUUGCCAGCAUUUAGCUCCAAGUAUCCUGGCUGUGCCUGGAGAAAAUCUUUGAAAGGGUGAGUUAAAAAAAGAAGAUAGCAGUUAGAGUGGUUUCCCCUACCACCUGAGGCUUCGUCGCAUGGAUUAGCCCAUUGUUUUCUUCUUACAAGAUGCUUAUUUGUAGGGCUUUUGUGUGUGUGUGUGUGUGUGUGUGUGCGCUAAUACUGGUACUGAGUACCAGCACCGUUGGCAGGGAGGGGCUAUCCCAAAUCCUGAGGGUGUAAUGGGUGGAAAUCGGUGCAGCCUUAUAUAUGAGUGCUUUUAGAAUUAAAAAAAGCACUGCUCACCUGUAGUAAAAGGCCCGCUCUGUGCAAUGAGUCUCUUCAGCCUUCUUGGUCUUCCUCCCCACGUGCCCCUUGCUGUGGCAUAAGCUCCAGCAGCACCCGAUGCCCUCUGCUUGGUCGUGAUGUUGGCACGCCAGCGCAAGACAAGAGGAUGCUGAGUGAUGGUGGCAAGUCUCCACUGUGGGACUUCCCUCACAAUUCCCUAUGGCACUCAGAGGAAAUGAGUUCUGCAGUAUUAGUUAGGGGAGGUGGCUGGAUGGGAGGUGGCCAAAGCUUUUAGGUUUACCUGUUCCCUACUGGAAUGUUUGUCAUUAGGAAUAGAAUUGUCUCUUUUUUGUAAUGCCAAACUAAAAGCGUUCAGACUAGAGCAAAGCUGCCCUGGUUGCUCUUCUAACCAAAUAGCUUAUUCGUGCCACUCUGCGCCUUAUAUUAAGCAUAUUUUCUCCCCUCCCUCCCUGUAUGCUGCCUAGACCAUAAAGAUUUCAACUUUUUUGUAUAUUUUAUUGCUGUAUCUACAAGCUUCAACUUUCUCUACAAUAAAUAUUCCAAUGCUA